Molecule: messenger RNA, 2709 nt
Organism: Oppia nitens
Lineage: Eukaryota; Metazoa; Arthropoda; Arachnida; Sarcoptiformes; Oppiidae
Exons: 23
Coding region: 91-2577 (828 amino acids)
Molecular function (GO): protein binding
Source: RefSeq, a predicted model, not a curated record
UAUAUAUGCGGUGGAAGUGAUGGUUCAACCUAUUUGUCUCAAUGUUAUAAAUAUAACAAACAAACCGGUAUUUGGGAAACCAUACAAUACAUGUCCACUGAAAGGAUUUCAUUUACUUUGAUUUCAAUGGAUUCAAAAAUGUAUGCAAUCGGCGGCUAUAAUGAUAAUGAUUUAAAUAGUGUUGAAACAUAUGAUACACAAACAAAUCAAUGGAAAUCAAUUCAAUCAAUGAAUAUAAUACGACGUCAGCAUGGUGCAAGUGUAAUACAAAAUUCAAUAUAUGUAUGCGGUGGUUACAAUAACAAAUAUAUCAAAUCAUGUGAAUCUUAUUCACCAAAUACUGAUGAGUGGUCUUUUGUAACACCAAUGACUACGGAUAGGCGUGGUCUGGCACUGGUAGCCAACAAUGGGUUUAUAUAUGCUAUCGGAGGCUAUAAUGGAUUUGAAUAUUUAAAUACAAUGGAAAGAUUGGAUACAACUAAACAACAAUGGCAACCAAUGGCUAAUAUGAAAUACACUAGAUUUAAUUUUGGCUCAGCAUUAUUUAUGGAUAAAAUAUAUGUUUGCGGCGGUUAUGAUAUAAGUGAUGGGAAAUCAUGCGAAUCAUAUGACCCGAAAACAAAUCAAUGGACACCAAUUGCAUCAAUGCUUAUAGAAAGAUUUGAAUUUAGUUUGAUUGAAUUUAAUGACAAAUUAUAUGCAUUGGGUGGCUAUACCAAAGAUUUUAAACAAACAGAUACGGUUGAAAUAUAUGAUCAUAAAUCAAAUCAAUGGUAUUUUACGACAUCAUUGCCAAAAAAACUACAAGAUUUUGGACAAACAAUUGAUGACUUAUCGGAUAGUUUUAUCUAUAUAUGCGGUGGAUAUGAUGGGUCAUCACAAUUGUCUCAGUGUUAUAAAUAUAACAAACAAACAGCUAUUUGGGAAACCAUACAAUACAUGUCUACUCCGAGAAAUAUAUUUAGUUUGAUUUCAUACGAUUCAAAAUUAUAUGCAAUCGGAGGCUUAAAUGACAAAUAUGAAUAUUUGAAUAGUGUUGAAAAAUAUGAUACGCAAACAAAUCAAUGGAAAUCAAUAGUAUCAAUGAAUAUAUUACGCGGUCAGCAUGCUACAAGUGUAAUACAAAAUACAAUUUAUGUUUGCGGCGGUCAAAAUGAUAAAUAUAUCAAAUCUUGUGAAUCUUAUUCACUAAAUACUGAUGAGUGGUAUUUUAUAACACCAAUGACUACGGAAAGGUAUGGUCUGGCACUGGUAGCACACAAUGGGUUUUUUUAUGCUAUCGGAGGCUCUAAUGGUAAAGAAAUAUUCAAUACAAUGGAAAGAUAUGAUACAACUACACAACAAUGGCAACCAAUGGCUAAUAUGAAAUCUACUAGAUCAAAUUUUGGUUCAGCAUCAUUUAUGGAUAAAAUAUAUGUUUGCGGCGGUUAUGUUAAUAGCGAUACAAAAUCAUGUGAAACAUAUGAUCCGAAAUUAAAUCAAUGGACACCAAUUGCAUCAAUGCAAUUAGAUAGAGUUCAUUUUAAUUUGAUUGCAUUUAAUAACAAAUUAUAUGCAUUGGGUGGCCUAACAAAAGAUAUUGGACAACCAAAUACGGUUGAAAUAUAUGAUCAUAAAUCAAAUGAAUGGUUUUAUACGACAUUAUUGCCAAAAAAAUUAUCAGGAUUUGGAAAUUGUUUUGAUUCAACAAGUACAAUUGCAAUCAAUAAUCAAACAAUUACUGAUGACUUAUUAGAUAAUAGUUUUAUCUAUAUAUGCGGUGGUUUGGAUGGCACAACCUAUUUGUCUCAAUGUUAUAAAUAUAACAAACAGACAGGUAUUUGGGAAACCAUACAAUCCCUGACCACUAAACGGGACUUUUUUAGUCUGAUUUCAUACGAUUCAAAAUUGUAUGCAAUCGGCGGCUAUAAUGGUAAAACUUUAAAUAGCAUCGAAACAUACGAUACACUAACAAAUAAAUGGCAAUCAAUAGCACCGAUGAAUAUAAUACGAUAUGGUCAUGAUGCAACUGUAAUUCAAAAUACAAUAUAUGUAUGCGGCGGUCAAAAUGGCAAUGUAUUCAAAUCAUGUGAAUAUUAUUCGCUAACUACUAAUGAAUGGCAUUUUGCUCAACCAAUGGAUACGGAUAGACGUAAUCUGGAACUGGUAGCUAACGAUGGCUUUAUAUAUGCUAUCGGCGGUCAUAAUGGUAAAGAAUAUUUGAAUACAAUGGAAAGGUAUGAUAUAAAAACACAACAAUGGCAGCCAAUGGGAAAUAUGAGAUAUGCUAGAGCCUAUUUUGGAUCAGCAUUAUUUAUGGGCAAAUUAUAUGUUUGCGGCGGUUUGGGUAAUAAUGAUCAAAAAUCAUGCGAAUCAUAUGAUCCGAAAGCAAAUCAAUGGACACCAAUUGCAUCAAUGCUAUUAGAUAGACGUUAUUUUAAGUUAAUUGCAUUUAAUCAGAAAUUAUAUGCAUUGGGUGGUCAAGGAAAAGAUGGUAAACCAACUGAAACGGUUGAAGUAUAUGAUUAUAAAUCAAAUCAAUGGUAUUAUACGACAUCAUUGCCGAAAAAAGUUUACAAUUUUGGGGCAACUGUUUAACAAAGUUAUAAUACAAAAGUAUAAAUAAAACAUUACCUAAAAUUAUUUUGAAAAAUUAAUAGUUUAGAAUAAAAUAAUGUAAAUUAUUUUUUAAACCGAUUAAUAAAAAUUUAAUUAACAACUUAUUAUUUA